AUGGCGCCUAGAAAGCAUUUUAAGGAUGCAAAUGACUUCAAUAUUUCAGAAGAUGAUUUUGAUUUAGCCCUCUCUCUCCUACUCGAUGCAUGUCAAUCGCGAUUGGAUAUAAAAUAUCACCAUGAUCCCCUGUCGGUGCGCUUCUACAAUCAGUACUUCAAUAAGUACCUGGUGCGCUUGUACUACUUCUUCAUGACUGCAAACCUGCUCACCAUACUUCUUGAAGAGCCAGCAGCUGUCCUUUUCGACGGUAAACCGCUGCCAUAUUACAUUCCUCUCAUCAUCAACAUCAUUUGUGAGCUCUACUUCUUCUUCCGUUGGUUGCACAUUUUUGUUGUGGUAGACCUCGAGUUGAUGAAAAAAAAUAUCUCUUUUUGGUUGUCAGCAGUGUUCAUUUUUCUCAUGGUCGUAGACGACAUAACCUAUAUCAUUCAGCACUGUUUGAAACACAAAAAUCCCAUUCGUUGGUCCCGUCUCGUGAGACCGGCUCUCUUGCUUACUUUUCCUGAAAACAAGCGCAUCAGAGGGGCUUUUGAGAACAUUAGAUGUACCGCCCAGGAUGUGCUUUCUGUCUUUGCCAUGUUCAUGGCAAGUCUCCUUUUCGUGAGUGUUGUAACCAUGAAAGUAGUUGACACCAAAGGAAUGCUCAGUUUGGAUAAUGAGCCUUACAUCCCCAAUUUUGGUGAGAUUGCUUGGGAACUCUACGUCCUCACUACCACUUCUAACUCACCGGAUAUAAUUAUUCCAGCUUACGAAAAGCAUGCUGCCUACAUAGCUAUCUACGUAUGGGUGUGUGUAGCAUGCAAUUGGCUUUUCAUGGGUAUUCUAACAGCUUCCGUGUACAACGCCUAUAAGGGUCAUUUGGGCGAGAAUGUACUGAAAAGUCUAGUGAAACGGAAGAACAUCCUCGAUGAGGCAUUCAGAAUACUUCAGUCGAUAGAGACCGAGGAGAUGGUGUCGAGGGAGAUUUUUAUAGCUCUGAUUCAGCGGGUCACUCCAAAUAGAUCCGAGAACUCCAUUGCUCUCAUUUAUGACAUACUCGAUGCUAAAAAUGCUGGCAUCGGUCAGGUUGAGUUUGCUCGACUUACUGAGUACAUGCAACUAAACUUUAGGGAAGUUGUUAUCAGUAGAAAGCACUUUGAGCGCUAUCUGCCACGCUUUUACAACAUCUACAUAUCCAAAUGGUAUCAAAUGAUAGUUAGGAUCAUCCGAAGCAAGCCGACCCACAUCUUUUUCGAUAUUAUGGUCGUUCUGAAUGGAGUCACUUUGGUGGUUGCAGACGGAACACCAUAUGAAGACUACUUUGAAUGGACUUUCACGGCAAUAUUCGCUUUGGAGAUCCUUUUCAAAUAUCUCGCUUCAGGGGGUGUGAAUUUCUUCCAAGAAAAGUGGAACAUUUUCGACAUGAUCAUUGUGAUUGGUGCUUUUGUAGGUCAAUUCAUCAACCUCCUUCUGGAAUGGUCAAACAUUAAAGCACCCUCGUCACUGAGUCAGGCGUUCCUUUUGCUCCGUCUCUUUCGUCUCUUAAAAAUCAUCGGCCAAGUACCCAUAUUCCGAUGCAUUAUUAACUGCAUCAUCAUCAUUCUUCCGUCUCUAUGCGCCUAUGCAACCAUCCUACUUAUACUCUUCUACAUCUUCACUUGUGUUGGAAUGGAGCUGUUCGGUGGACUACUAGUCAUACCAAGUGGUUAUAACUAUACUGUGGAUGAUGCCUGUAAAAACAAUAAACUUGCUGGGAGCUCAUUCUUACAGUUGCACUAUUGUGACCUCCAUUUCAAUGACGCAGCGUCCAGCUUUGUGACAUUGUUCGUCCUCAGUGUGGGUAACAACUGGCACAUUAUCACAGACGGAUUCACACGCAUCACAAAUAAGUCUUACCGACUCUACUUCCUCUGUAUACACUGGAUGUGCGUACUUUUGGUGUUAAACAUUGUUUUAGCCUUCAUUAUCGAGGCUUUUUUGAUUGAAUACGACCCACAAGAAAGUCGUUUCGAAGAGUUCAUUCGGAAACGCAUGCGGGAGCUCGGCGUAGACGCGGAGACCGAAUUGGAGAAGCGUGGAUUAGAGCGCUAUCGAGAGAACGACUUCUAUGUAACACGAGAACAGCUAGAUGCAGCAUUUCCUCCCCACCUUCCUGACAUACCCUUCUCUGCUUUCUUCUUCAUUCCUGAUAGUGCUUCCAUUGAACUGCUGAUGUUCCGCAUGUUUGAGACUGAGAUCGAGGCUAUUGCCACAAAUUACCACGAGAGACGAACGAUUCGUGUAAACGCAGCAAAUUUAUAA
Molecule: messenger RNA, 2283 nt
Organism: Echinococcus granulosus
Lineage: Eukaryota; Metazoa; Platyhelminthes; Cestoda; Cyclophyllidea; Taeniidae
Product: Two pore calcium channel protein 2
Exons: 1
Coding region: 1-2283 (760 amino acids)
Biological process (GO): transmembrane transport; monoatomic ion transport
Cellular component (GO): membrane
Molecular function (GO): monoatomic ion channel activity
Source: RefSeq, a predicted model, not a curated record